This is a messenger RNA of Oncorhynchus nerka (sockeye salmon), 1440 nucleotides long. RefSeq names its product gamma-aminobutyric acid receptor subunit alpha-2-like. The transcript is spliced from 5 exons. Gene Ontology annotation, molecular function: GABA-A receptor activity; inhibitory extracellular ligand-gated monoatomic ion channel activity; benzodiazepine receptor activity. Gene Ontology annotation, biological process: nervous system process; signal transduction; chloride transmembrane transport. Bases 93 to 956 code for a protein of 287 amino acids. The record is from RefSeq and is a predicted model, not a curated record. Gene Ontology annotation, cellular component: plasma membrane; GABA-A receptor complex; neuron projection. NCBI's taxonomy places the organism in Eukaryota, Metazoa, Chordata, Actinopteri, Salmoniformes, Salmonidae.
CGACUUCAACUGGAUCUGUGUUUUGGGACACUACAGUGACGCAUUGGGCUGUAUGUAUUGUAUCUAGGUUGACGGUUCACGCAGAGUGUCCGAUGCAUCUGGAGGACUUCCCCAUGGACUUCCACUCAUGUCCCCUGAAGUUUGGCAGCUAUGCCUAUACAAUGUCAGAGGUGACUUACGUCUGGACUAGUAAGGCUGCCGACUCUGUGGUGGUGGAAGGAGAGAGCUCCCGUUUGAACCAGUACGACCUGCUCGGCCAAACAGUGGGCCAAGAAACCAUCAAGUCCAGCACAGGCGAAUACACUGUCAUGACGGCACAUUUCCAUUUGAAGCGGAAGAUUGGUUACUUUGUGAUCCAGACCUAUCUACCAUGCAUUAUGACCGUCAUCCUCUCCCAAGUGUCCUUCUGGCUGAACAGAGAGUCCGUGCCAGCUAGGACUGUGUUUGGUGUAACCACUGUCCUGACAAUGACCACCCUGAGUAUAAGUGCUCGUAACUCCCUCCCCAAGGUGGCCUACGCCACGGCCAUGGACUGGUUCAUCGCUGUCUGCUACGCCUUUGUCUUCUCUGCCCUCAUCGAGUUUGCCACCGUCAACUACUUCACAAAGCGCAGCUGGGCCUGGGAUGGGAAGAGCAUUGUGAAUGACAAGAAAAAAGAGAAGGCCUCCACCAUGAAGAAGAACAACGCCUAUGCCGUGGCGGUGGCCAACUAUGCGCCCAACAUCACCAAGGACUCUGGGUUGUCCACCAUCGCCAAGGGCGGCGCCGUUGAACCCAACAUGGCGGUUGGCAAGGGUGGCAAAACGGACCCAAAGAAGACUUUCAACAGUGUGAGCAAAAUUGAUAGGAUUUCCAGGAUUAUGUUCCCAGUCCUGUUUAGCAGCUUCAAUUUAGUCUACUGGGCCACGUACCUAAACAGAGAACCGUAUAUAAAGGAUAUGGUGCCCUCAACCUAGAGGUCUCUCCCUCCUGCAUAAUACAUCUGAAUUACGGAACUAAAAUACUUACCAAAUAUGACCAGUAUCUGCUAACUCUUGGUUUGUUGGUACAAGACAGACAAGCCCUGGAUUGCUUUCUCUCCCCCUCUGUCCUGUUUUUUCUACACCACAUUCUGCAGUGCUUUUGGAAACAACUGCUUUUGUAAAUAUAGAUGUAUUUAUAGUCCUGACUUGUGUGUUUGGUUAUGUAAAUCAUUGAACAAUACAUUUAUUUUAUCUUAUGGUUUUAUUGACCAGUGAUGUUUACAUGUUUGAAAAAUCUACGAAAGGAACCUUGAGAUGUUUAUUUGCAGAAUCGAGAGAUUUAAGUCAAAACAUUCUUUUUUUUAAUAGUUUAAAAAAUAUAUUUCUUAUGUUAACUUUUUUUUGUGGGCUAACAAUUUAAUUUUUCUCAUUAACCAGGGAUUUCUCAUUUAUGGUAUGAAGUUCUUUUUCUAUACAA